This is a messenger RNA of Condylura cristata (star-nosed mole), 2806 nucleotides long. It is a transcript of the gene KCTD6, whose product is annotated as potassium channel tetramerization domain containing 6. Gene Ontology annotation, biological process: ubiquitin-dependent protein catabolic process; protein homooligomerization. NCBI's taxonomy places the organism in Eukaryota, Metazoa, Chordata, Mammalia, Eulipotyphla, Talpidae. The transcript has 5 exons. The record is from RefSeq and is a predicted model, not a curated record. Gene Ontology annotation, molecular function: cullin family protein binding. The coding region runs from base 631 to 1413 and encodes 260 amino acids.
UCCUGCCCCUCCGCUGGGGGAACUCCAAUCAACUUUGCGGGGCGCCUGAAGGAGUUGACAGGAACAGUCUUCUUGGAGCAGAUCAGGUCCUGAGGAGCAGCCUCCUGGCAGUGGAGAAUACCAGCAGCUUUAAGGGGCUUGCUCAUGCUGGUCCCCUGUGUGGUAGCAACAGUUAAUGCAGAUGAAAAAAAUAAGCCCUGGGUUCUCAGAUCGCUAGCUCCGGGUAGACCAGCUGCUAUGUUGUUGUCAGGAAUGCUUCAUGGGAUAAGGAAUCCCUGCAUCCUGCUAAAAGUUACAUGAAUGAGAUUGGAAGUGGAUUCCCCAGCCUUAGCCGAGUCUUCAGAUGACCAACAUCUGGACUGCAAGAUCUGCUGCCUAGUAAUUGACUUCCAAAUUUUUGAUUCACUGAAACCAUGAAAUACGAAUUGUUUGUUGUGUUAAGCCCCUGUGUUUGGGGACAGUUUAUUACAUGACAAUGAAUAACUGAUACAGAAGGCACACUGAGCACAGUGACUACUACAUCAUAAGGGCCACGGCAGAUGCCACAUCUGCAUCUUCACGGUUCAGGAGAGAGGCCUGAAUUGGAUAUGGGAAUCUUUGGAAUUAGAGACAAUAAUAGAAUCCAAGAAGAUGACUGAGUCAGUCCCCAGAGAGAGUUUACCUGGAACCUGGGCUCCCGGAGACUCAGCGCUGGAGCAGAUGGAUAAUGGAGACUGGGGCUAUAUGAUGACUGACCCAGUCACGUUAAAUGUAGGUGGACACUUGUACACAACGUCACUCACCACAUUGACACGAUACCCGGAUUCCAUGCUUGGGGCUAUGUUUGGGGGAGAUUUCCCCACAGCUCGAGACCCUCAAGGCAAUUACUUCAUUGAUCGAGAUGGACCUCUUUUCCGAUAUGUCCUCAACUUCUUAAGAACUUCAGAAUUGACCUUACCCCUGGAUUUUAAGGAAUUUGAUUUGCUUCGGAAAGAAGCAGAUUUUUAUCAGAUUGAACCCUUGAUUCAGUGUCUCAAUGACCCUAAACCUUUGUAUCCCAUGGAUACUUUUGAAGAAGUUGUGGAGUUAUCUAGUACUCGUAAACUGUCUAAGUACUCCAAUCCAGUAGCCGUCAUCAUAACCCAGUUAACCAUCACCACGAAGGUCCAUUCCUUACUCGAAGGUAUUUCAAACUAUUUUACGAAGUGGAAUAAACACAUGAUGGACACUAGAGAUUGCCAGGUUUCCUUUACUUUUGGACCGUGUGAUUAUCAUCAGGAAGUUUCUCUCCGGGUCCACCUGAUGGAAUACAUCACAAAACAAGGUUUCACGAUCCGUAACACCCGAGUGCAUCACAUGAGUGAGCGGGCGAAUGAGAACACAGUGGAGCACAACUGGACUUUCUGUAGGUUGGCCCGGAAGACAGAUGACUGAGCUCCAACCCAGAAAGAUUCUGGAAACUGACUCUCCAGGAGGUGGAAGAGACUGUUCUUCUUCUUUUUAAUCACAGUGUGGGAUUUAAAAAAAAUAAGUAUUUAUUUGAAGGCAUUAAUGACCAGAAGGAAGUUUUGUGCUUUAGCAGACUUGUAUGUUUUGUUUCCUUCACCCUGUGUAUGCAUGUGCCUGUUCAGAGCCUCCAGAUACCUUUUUUAUAAAAAGAAAUCUGAAAAUUAUAAUGGUAUAUAAUCUACCCUUAACAGAGCUUUUUUUAUUACAGUGCUAAAUGAUUUCUGAUUAAAUGGUCCCUAACUCAACUAGAAGGCUAAACAUGCAGGAAUGAAUGAAUAAACAGAGAACUCAUGAUGCCUUUGAGAAAAAUCAGAACAGGUAGGGUGACCCAGUUUUCAAACCAAUAGCAGUAUUGUAAUAUUAAAGGAAAACUGUUCAAUCAUUUAAAAGUACUUGUGAAGUACUGCUUUUUUACAGUUAUGACAACUGUUUCUUUCUAUGCAUAUAAAUCAAGCAACCAAAUAUCUGUAGCCAUGGAUAUGUCUAACUAGAAAUAUUUAUAUUGAAUUCUGACUACAAAAGUGUCCCUGUGAUAGAAAUUUUAUGUUUCAUGCCUGGUGCAGUAUAAUUUCCAUGUGUACUGUCUACCAGAAAAAAACAAGUUAAUAAAAAAUGAAAUAUGAAAAUUAGGUUUGUAUUUACUGAUUAUUGUUACUUAAGGGAGAAAGUCAUACUUGCAUGUUUUGUUUUAUGUUCCAGUAUAUACUGCCUUUUACACAUUGGUAUUUGAUUCAUGAGGAUUCAGUAGAACCUUGGGAUACAGUUUAUAGAACACUGCCAGAGUAUUAAAGCAGGAAUAGAUGUAAUUACUGAUUUUAUCUAAAAGAAUACAUAUUGAACAGUGAACAUAGAAUUUGUCAACUUUUUUCAAAUAGAACUUAAUUUGAAGAUUACAGAUUUUUCUUCAAUAAGUCACUAGUUGUUAUAGUUCUAAAUAUGGAACAUGGGGACAAAUUGACUCUUGAGCCACCUUAUUUUUACAUAUUGUGGUGAUUCACAAAUGUAUUUUAUUAAAUUUAUGCUAUUUCUGAGGAGAAGAAAUAAAGUGUAGUGAGUGAAGGAUUUGAAACAGAGAUGUAUGUACUUUCUUUCACUAUCUUACUUUGCAUAGUUCAUUUGUUAGCAGUUGUUCAUGGAAAGGAUUAUGUAAAGUAUAGUGAGACUCCCUAAUUUGUUAGAACACUUUGCAAAGGAAGUCUUCCCUGUUUUCUGAGGAAGGAGGUGCUCUGAGGUUCUGCUCUGGGAAUCUCCUCUCUGAGAAGAUUCUGAGAUUCUCUCUGAAAAGAGAAUAAAAACACUUACCUACAUUCAUUUCCCC